Alosa sapidissima (American shad) is the source of this 6506-nucleotide messenger RNA. RefSeq names its product ubiquitin specific peptidase 47 (gene usp47). Gene Ontology annotation, cellular component: nucleus; cytosol. Gene Ontology annotation, biological process: protein deubiquitination. NCBI's taxonomy places the organism in Eukaryota, Metazoa, Chordata, Actinopteri, Clupeiformes, Clupeidae. Gene Ontology annotation, molecular function: cysteine-type endopeptidase activity; cysteine-type deubiquitinase activity. The transcript is spliced from 29 exons. The record is from RefSeq and is a predicted model, not a curated record. The coding region runs from base 232 to 4596 and encodes 1454 amino acids.
CUGACGAACGGCCAUUUUUACCCCCAUUGAUUGCUGUUUGUGCAUAGGUGGUGAACUGAAAAGAAAGUAUCUGCGAUUAGUUUGAUUGCAAGUUUUUAUCUGCUCAGUUUGACUUAGAUACCCAACUGGAUUGAACCAAACUGAAAUUAUGUUUGUGUAUAACGUUACCGCUCUUCACAUUUCCUGUUGACAUCCGAUUUGGGAUAGAUGUCCGUAUAAACUGUCGCCCAAAUGGAAAUGGUGCCCAGCGAAGAAAACCAGCUCGUACCCAAAGAGGGGCUGUUUUGGAGUUGCAGACAAAGCAUUUUUGAGGAAAUGAAGCAGAGAUAUUCUCAGAUAGAGAGUGCAGCUGAGGAGCCUCGUGUGCUGUGCAUCGUCCAGGAUACCACCAAUGCCAAGACGGUCAAUGAGCGUCUGACCCUUAACCUGCCGGCCUCCACAACCCUCUCCAAACUUUUCGAGGACGUGGCCCACAAGGCUGGCUAUGUGAACGGCACCUUUGACUUGGCCUGGGGCAACUCAGCGGACAUGGCGCCCCUGGACCAGGCCAGUGAGAUGACCUUGGUGGAGUCGGGGUUCGAGGCGGGCAAGAAGAACUUUCUCCAGCUGAUCGAUAAGGAUGGGGAGCAGCCACAGAUCGCCUCUGACGAGUCGGGCACGGCGGACAGCAGCGGAUUGGACGACAGCUCCCAGGACCGCUUCAUCGGGCCACUGCCCAGAGACGGCACCGUGGGCUGCAGCAGCGACUACAGCAGUCCCAGCUACUCGUACUCCUCCAUCCUCAACAAGUCUGAGACCGGGUAUGUGGGGUUGGUCAAUCAGGCCAUGACGUGCUACCUGAACAGCCUUCUGCAGACACUGUUCAUGACUCCGGAGUUCCGAAAUGCACUGUACAAUUGGGAGUUUGAGUCGGAGUCGGAGGAGGACCCGGUCACCAGUAUCCCAUACCAGCUGCAGAGACUCUUUGUGCUUCUGCAGACCAGCAAGAAGCGUGCCAUCGAGACCACAGAUGUCACGCGGAGCUUCGGCUGGGACAGCAGCGAGGCCUGGCAGCAGCAUGACGUACAAGAGCUGUGCCGGGUCAUGUUCGACGCCCUUGAGCAGAAGUGGAAGCAGACUGAGCAGGCGGAUCUGAUCAACCAGCUGUAUCAGGGCAAGCUCAAAGACUACGUGCGCUGUCUGGAGUGUGGCUACGAGAGCUGGAGGAUCGACACGUACCUGGACAUCCCUCUCGUCAUCCGGCCGUUUGGGUCCAGCCAGGCCUUUGGGAGUGUGGAGGAGGCUCUGCAGGCCUUCGUCCAGCCUGAGACUCUGGACGGACCCAACCAGUACUUCUGCGAGCGCUGCAAGAAGAAAUGCGAUGCCCGCAAGGGCCUGAGGUUUCUGCACUUUCCCUACCUGCUGACCCUGCAGCUGAAACGCUUUGACUUUGACUACACCACUAUGCACCGCAUCAAGCUCAAUGACCGCAUGACCUUCCCUGAGGAGCUCGACAUGAGCCCCUUCAUCGAUGUGGAGGAUGAGGACAUGAUUAAUGGAUGUGUAGAACCAGUCAUUGCUGGUGUGCCGGCGCCUCGGCCUCACUCUCCUCCUCUCCCCUCUCCUCCCCCUACGCAACAGAAGUCUCCUCAGACGGAGAGCUGCACCGACAGUGGGGCGGAGAACGAGGGCAGUUGCCACAGUGACCAGAUGAGUAACGACUUCUCCACGGACGACGGCGUGGACGAGGGCAUCUGCCUCGACAGCGCUGGCAGCACAGAGAGGGUACUGAAGCCAAAGAGCUCGCUGACCUUUGAGCUGUUCUCCGUCAUGGUGCACUCUGGGAGUGCGGCAGGGGGACACUAUUACGCCUGCAUCAAGUCCUUCAGUGACGGCCAGUGGUACAGCUUCAACGACCAGCACGUCAGCAAGAUCACACAGGAUGACAUCAGGAAGACAUAUGGGGGGUCCUCGGGGAGCAGAGGCUAUUAUUCCAGUGCCUUUGCCAGUUCUACCAAUGCAUAUAUGCUCAUAUACAGGUUGAAAGAUCCCACAAGGAAUGCAAAGUACUUGGAUGCGGAGGAUUUCCCAGAGCACAUCAAGCGUCUCGUCCAGAGAGAGAAGGAGUCUGAGGAACAAGAGAAGAGGCAGCGGGAGAUCGAGCGCAACACAUGCAAGAUCAAGCUGUUCUGCAUGCAUCCGGUGAAGAACAUGAUGAUGAUGGAGAACAAGCUCGAAGUGCACAAAGACAAAACGCUCCGUGAAGCCACAGAAAUUGCAUACAAGCUCAUGGAUCUGGAGGGCGUGGUGACGCUGGACUGCUGUCGGCUGGUGAAGUACGACGAGUUCCACGAGUACCUGGAGCGCUCGUACGAGGGCGAGGAGGACAUGCCCAUGGGCCUGCUCCUCGGCGGGGUCAAGUCCUCGUACAUGUUCGACCUGCUGCUGGAGACGCGGCGGCCGGACCAGGUCUUUCAGCCCUACAAACCGGGAGAGGUCAUGGUGAAAGUCCAUGUUGUGGACCUGAAGAGCGAGACCAUCGCCCCUCCUGUGAGCGUCAGGGCUUACCUGAACCAGACGGUCACCGAGUUCAAGCAACUCAUUGCACAGGCUGCGGGGCUUUCUGCAGAAACCAUGCGUGUGGUCCUGGAGCGCUGCUAUAAUGACCUUCGGCUCCUCUAUGUGCCCAACAAGACACUGAAAGCAGAAGGUUUCUUCAGGAGCAACAAGGUGUUUGUGGAAAGCUCUGAUUCUGCCGAUCACCAGGUCACUUUCACUGACUCCCUUUUGUGGAAACUGCUGGACCGCCACGGGAACACAAUCCGACUGUUUGUCUCUCUGCCCGAGCAGUCGCCGGGCUCCCUGGUCAAUAGAACUAGUUGCCCCAAGGCGGGCGCCCCUAGUGGCGGUGGCGGGGACUCUGAGGACUCUCUGGAGGGGGGAGCCAAGGGCAGCAGGAAGUCUGUGGAGGCCAUCCUGGAGGAGAGCACAGAGAAGCUCAAGAACCUGUCCCUGCAGCAGCAGCAGCAGCAGGCCAGCAGUGGCAGUGGCAGCGGCAGCCAGAAGAGCUCUGACCACAGCGAGUUCGAGCACAUCAGCUCCCUGGCCCAGGAGCCGGAGUCGCCGUCCACCUCGCAGCCGGUCACUGCUGCUACCGCCGCCACUACUGCCACCCUUCCCCAGGCUACCCAGCAGCCCCUGCAACCGCAGCAGGAGAGCCGGACGCUCGCCGGGGGCAGCGGGAGCGUCGGUGGUUCCGGUGCCGCUACCGCUUCCACCUCCGACCCGGACAACCAGUUCCCGCUGGAGGAGCGCUCGGACUCGGACGUGAACAACGACCGCAGCACGAGCUCGGUGGACAGCGACAUCCUGAGCUCGAGCCACAGCAGCGACACGCUGUGCAACGCCGACAGCAGCGGCCCGCUGCCGCUGGCCAACGGCCUGGACUCGCACAGCAUCACCAGCAGCCGGCGCUCCAAGGCCCACGAGGGCAAGAAGGAGACGUGGGACACGGCCGAGGAGGACUCGGGCACCGACAGCGAGUACGACGAGAACGGCAAGAGCAAGAACGAGGCCCAGUACCUCUACUUCAGGGCUGAGCCCUACACGCAGGAGGAAGGCACGGGAGAAGGACAGAAAUGUCUACUGGUCCACGUGGACAAGAGAAUCACACUGGCAGCGUUCAAGCAUAACCUGGAACCCUUUGUGGGCGUCGCGUCCACACAGUUCAAAGUGUUCCGCGUCUAUGCCAACAACCAGGAGUUUGAGAGCGUCCGGCUAAAUGAGACGCUGUCCUCUUUCUCAGACGACAACAAGAUAACCGUUCGGCUAGGGAGGGCGCUGAAGAAAGGAGAGUACCGAGUGAAGGUUUAUCAACUGCUCGUCAAUGACCCAGAGCCCUGUAAGUUCCUGGUGGACACAGUGUUUGCCAAAGGGAUGACCGUGAGGCAGUCCAAAGAGGAGCUCCAGCCUCUGCUGAAGGACCAGUGCAAGCUGGAUCUGAGCAUCGACAGAUUUCGUCUCAGGAAGAAGACCUGGAAAAACCCCGGGACGGUGUUUCUGGACUACCACGUCUACGAAGAAGACAUCAAUAUUUCCAGCAACUGGGAGGUUUUCUUGGAGGUUCUCGAUGAACCAGAGCGGAUGAAGUCCAUGUCCCAGCUGGCAGUGCUGACCCGACGCUGGAGGCCGUCCCAGAUGAAGCUGGAGCCCUUCCAGGAGGUGGUGCUGGAGAGCAGCAGUGUGGAGGAACUCAAAGAAAAGCUCAGUGAACUGAGUGGGAUUUCCCUUGAAAACCUGGAGUUUGCCAAGGGUCGAGGGACAUUUCCUUGUGAUAUCUCGGUGUUGGAGAUUCAUCAGGAUUUAGAUUGGAACCCCAAAGUGUCCACCCUCAACGUCUGGCCUCUCUACAUCUGUGAUGAUGGAGCUGUGGUCUUCUACAGGGACAGUGCGGAGGAGCUGGUGGAGCUGUCGGAGGAGGAGCGCAGCGAGCUGAUGAAGAAGGAGAGCAGCCGGCUGCUGAAGACGGGCCACCGCGUCAGCUACUCGCCCCGCAAAGAGAAGGCCCUGAAGAUCUACCUGGACGGCGGGCCCGCCAAAGACCCCGCACAGGACUGAGGCCGAGGCGGAGCCCGCCUUUCCUCCUCGAAGCGUCGUCUCUCUCUCUUUCUUUCUUUCUUUCUUUCUUUCUUUCUCUCUCUCUCUCUCUGUCUUUCUUUCUUUCUUUCUUUCUUUCUUUUUCUCUCUCUCAUUUCUUUCUUUCUUUCUUUCUGUUUUCUCUCUCUCUCUCUCUCUCUCUCUCUCUCUUUUUUAAAUAAAUAAAAGAAGAAAAAACUUUUAUUUUUUGUUCCCGCUGGCCUGCCUGCCGCUGCGUAGCGCCCCCCAGCCCGCGUCCCUGCGUGGGUCCCGCGUUGAAUCAACGUACCUAGUGCUGUUGGGCUGACGGCCCUGCACCCCGAACUGCAAAGGGGGAGGGGGGUCGGGGUAUAGCGUGGCUCUGAUAACUAUUGUGCACUAUAGUUUAUUGUACUGUAAAGUUUAAAGGGAUGUGCAAAAGCUAUUUCAUUUGUGAAUCAAAAAGAAAUGAAGAAAAACAAACAAACACAAAAAUCCAAUUCCAUUCAGACAAAUCAGACCCAUCAGGUUCAGAGGGAGGUGCACAAGAGGAACAGAGGCUCAUAAAGAGAUGAUCUCAUUCGCUCUCUCUUUCUCUCUCUCUCUCUUUACCCCCCCCCCCCCCCGUCUCUCUCGAUCUGAUCCUCCUCUUCACUCUCCCUUUUUAUUCUCGACAAUGAUUUUGUCUGUCCACUACUUUCAUUCUUUUCUUUUCGCUCCCUCAUGCCUUUUUUGUCUCUGAGCAUUCUCUCUCUCUCUCUCUCUCUCUCUCUCUCUCUCUCUCUCUCUCUCUCUCUCUCUCUCUCUCUCUCUCUCUCUCUCUCUCUCUCUCUGUCUCAUGGGGAGUGUUUUGAUGGGAGCCCUCCCUGUUCAUAUGUGCACUUUUUUGUUUUCUCAUUGGAGCAUCUCCAAAGUGACUUGGAAAUCUUCAUCCACCUAUGCCCCUGUGAAGCCACAGUCUAGUCUUCUUCCAUUUCAAUGUCUUCUGCAGACUCCAAUCAUAGUUUGAUGCUGACGUGUAAAAUUGUUGAUUGAUCGAAUCAUUUUCUUUUUUUGUUUUAUCAUUCAACUAUAAAAGCGAUAGUAAGUGAACUGCUUUCCUCUCACCCGCCCUACCCUUCAUGGCUGUUGAGGUUUGCUGUUUCUCUGUACAUUUGAUUGUCUUUUUUUUUCUUCUCUCCUCUUGUUUGACCUCCCUUCAUAUGUGGGAGGUGCUGUGUCCCUCCAACGCCCGGCAGAACUGUGCCACCUCCUCAGGCUUCCUGAGCUUCAGAUUGGAAUGCUUCUCUGACUGAACGGAACAAUAUGUCCUCCCUGAGGGGGUGCUGCUCGAUACUGGUACAUAUUAGUCUGCCUAGCCUCCAGGGAUAGACACACAAACCAAGUAGAGAGCACCAUUUACCUUUUUCUUUUUUUUUGCCUUUUUUUAAAAAAAAAAUGUAAAUUAUUCUCACCCCAGACUUAAUGAUGAUGUUAGGUCUUGUGAGUGACCUCUGGCACACAUUUUAAUUUUUUUGGUUUGUAUUUAACCUUUUGUUCGUUUAGAUUAUGAUGUGUUUUUUUUUUUUUUUUUUUUCUUUUUAUUUGUGCACGAUGUGAGCGGAGCCUUGGUUGGGGUGUGAGUGGGUUGGGGUGGGGGGUACUUGAGUGAGUUGUGCAGGUAACCAGAGCUUGAGGGGUUUAACUGGGCUGACCGCUGCUGCUGCUUGAUGUAGACUGAAAAGCAGACUGAGUGGGUCGCGUACACACACACACACACACACUUAAACAUACACACAGACAGACACACACACAUCCCCAAGCCUGGUACCGCAUCACCACAGAACCAGGGCAAAUACACCAGGCUCCUUGUGCCGCCACAAGCUGUUCACAGUAGACAUGCCAAUACAGAAAUAAAGAGAUAAUAAAUUUCC